Messenger RNA from Cynocephalus volans (Philippine flying lemur), 2415 nucleotides. Its product is annotated as zinc finger protein 555-like. The record is from RefSeq and is a predicted model, not a curated record. Gene Ontology annotation, biological process: regulation of DNA-templated transcription. Lineage: Eukaryota; Metazoa; Chordata; Mammalia; Dermoptera; Cynocephalidae.
AUGGAUAGCUGGAAGUGUGACAGCAUCGCCAACUGUGGCGACUCCUCAGAUGAGAAUAAAAACUGCCCCCUGCUCAAUGGGGGCUAUGGGGGCAGUGCAGUGCCACAGACUAGGGUGUCCAACGUUCCUGUGCUUCUGGAUGGCAGUUACAGCCCAGUGGUCGAGCUGUGCAGCGCCCGCCGCCUUCCCCCAGCCCCCGGGGCCUCGGGGCAACUGGAAGAACCGGGCUUGGGUCUGGGGGGGCGCCCAGGGUCCCAGGGAGAGGGCAGAGGACAGCCGGACCCGGGCUGCCGAGGAGGUGCAGCGGGGGCCGAGACACCGGUGGGCGCAGGGGCAGGGCUGCGGGCAAGCGGGGGUCUCGGUCUCCCCGCGGGGCAGUGGGGCGCGCCCUCCGCCCGGGCAUGCCGGAGGGGGCAGGUCCGAGCCUCGGUGUGCCCGUCCGCGGUGACACCGCUCCUGUCGGUGACUGUCGGUGCACAGAGCGACAACGCGUGUCUCUCUCUGAAGACAUGUGUCCCGCCUGAACGUUUCACGGGAGCGGGUCGCAGAGAGCGACCCCCGGGCCCCCCGUGCGGAGUCCCUGCACCUGUCCUCGCAGCGUCUUCCCUGGGGACAGACGUCCUAGCGGAAGCGCUCCGGGUCGAGGGCCCUGGGGGUGACCUGCGUUCUCAGCCCAUCCUCCGGGUCUCAGAGCUGCCCUGGACGACCCAAGACGCCCCCCAGCGACCCUCGCUCUGGGGAAGCGGCUGGGCGCGCCCCUCCCACGGGACAGCUUGUUGGGGGGGGGUGUGUCAGGACUCAGUGGUCUUUGAGGAUGUGGCUGUGGACUUCACCCUGGAGGAGUGGGCUGUGCGGGAUUCUGCUCAGAGGGAACUCUACAGAGAUGUGAGGAUCAAAACUUUUCAGAACCUGGCCUCAAUAGAUGGUGUAACUCAAUUUAUGGCCAAUGGGUCAGUUUCUCAGCAGGAUAUUUAUGGAGAAAAAGGAACUAAGGAAUCUAAAGUAGAAAAGUUCACCAGAAAUGAUUCCUGGGCCUCUGUUUUAGGAAAAAUUUGGGAAGACCUUAGCAUUGAAGAUCAGCAUGCAAAGCAGGGGAGAAAUCUGAGAAAUUACAUGGUGGAGAGACUUUGUGAAAGUAAUAAUCAAUGUGGAGAAGCCUUCAGCAAGAUUCCAUAUCUUAACCCAUACAAGGAAAUUCCGACUGGACUAAACCAGUAUGGAUACAGUGCAUAUGGAAAAGUCUUCAUGCAUCAUUCAUCCCUAAAGAGUCACAUCAAAGUUCACACCAGACAAAAACAAUAUCAGUGCCAGGAAUGUGGGCUGGCCUGUGGAUGUCAUUCACACCUAAGAACACAUGUUAGAACUCACAAUGGAGAGAGACUCUAUGCUUGUAAAUUAUGUGGGAAAACCUUUCCUUUUACAUCUUCCCUCAAUCAGCAUAUAAGGAUUCACACUGCUGAGAAAACCUAUGAAUGUAAGCAGUGUGGGAAAGUCUACAUUGAUUUUUCAAGUCUUACUAGUCAUGUGAGAAGCCACACUAAAGAGAAGCCAUAUAAAUGUAAGGAAUGUGGGGAAGCCUUCAGUUAUUCCUCAGUUUUCCAAAGGCAUGUGAUAAUGCACACUCGAGAGAAGCCUUAUGAAUGCAAACAGUGUGGGAAAACCUUCAUUUAUCUCCAAUGCUUUCAGAGACAUGAAAGGAUUCACACUGGAGAGAAACCCUAUGAAUGCAACCAAUGUGGUAAAACAUUGGGUCAUCCCUCAUCCUUUCAAGGACAUUUGAGAGUGCACACUGGAGAAAAACCCUGUGCAUGCACACAGUGUGGGAAAACUUUCAAUUGGUCCAUAUCCUUAUGAAAGCAUAUGAGAACACACAAUAGAGAGAAACCCUACGAAUGUAAGCAGUGUGGGAAAGCCUUCAGUUUGUCUGCCUGCUUUUGAGAACACAUGAGAAUGCAUCCUGAAGACAAAUCAUACAAGUGCAAGCUGUGUGGGAAAGAUUUUUAUUGCCACAAAUCCUUACAAAAACACAUGAGGAGGCACAGUGCAGAGAAACGCUACAAAUGCAUGCAGUGUGGGAAAGCCUUCAGCUGGCCUGCUCUGCCACAACAUGUGAAAACACACACUGUAGAGAAACCUUAUGAAUGUAAGGAAUGUGGGAAAGUCUUCAAAUGGCCAUUAUCUUUACCAGUACAUAUGAGACUGCACACUGGAGACAAAUCUUAUACAUGUAAGCAGUGUGGGAAAGCCUUCAGUUGCUCAUCAUUAAGAAGACAUGUGAGAAUACACGCUGCAGAAAAACACUACAAGUGUGAUGUGGGACAUCCUCCUACAGAUGAAUUAAUGUGUAAUCCUUCAGAAAACUCACAUCAGGAGAGUAAUCUUAUAAACACGGUAAAUAUGAUAUGGCUUUUAUGA